Molecule: messenger RNA, 1732 nt
Organism: Ziziphus jujuba (common jujube)
Lineage: Eukaryota; Viridiplantae; Streptophyta; Magnoliopsida; Rosales; Rhamnaceae
Product: GDSL esterase/lipase At3g48460
Exons: 2
Coding region: 362-1555 (397 amino acids)
Molecular function (GO): hydrolase activity, acting on ester bonds
Source: RefSeq, a predicted model, not a curated record
CAAGGGAAAAAAAAAAUUAUAUAUAUGUGGAAUAUGUUUCCUAGAAUAAAGGGCUGGUCCCCAAAUGGUCUAGCAUUGUCCAUGGCAUGGUCUUCGAGGGUUCUCAGGCCAAGACACAGUCAAUUUGACUGUCAAAACCUCUCAAACUUGGCUUUAUGAUCCAUGCUCAUGGCCACGGCUAGACCAACCACCACUUGUGCUUUUUUGUCCCCCUACUCCUAAGACUAUGGAGGUACAUACAAAAAACCCAACACAACCUCUUCACCUAAAAAACAGACCAAACAACAUUGUAUAAAUAAUACCCAUUUCAAUUCCAAAUUUAGUCACUAAAAAAAGAAAAAAAAUUCCAAAACCUUCAAAAAUGCCGAGCUCAAAUUACUUAUUCAUUCAUGUAGUAAUCCUCAUUUUCUUCCUAUCUUUCUCUUUCUCACUUGCUCACAACAAAAGCCGCAAGAGCAUUCCAUCUCCCAGACAGAACAAUAAUGUUGAUUACAAAGGUUGUUUCUCAAAAAUCUAUGCUUUUGGAGACUCCUAUACUGACACUGGCAAUGCUCACUCCAUAGGUGGCCUCAAAUCCUUUCUUGGUCAUGCAUUUGCCUCAAGAUCAUUCUAUGGUUCAACAACUAAUUUGCCUGGCCAUAGACUUUGUAAUGGAAAAUUGGUCAUUGAUUUCCUAUGUGAAUCUCUCUCCAUACCCCAUUUGCCAUCUUAUGAGUUAGGCACUUCCUUCUCCAAUGGUGCAAACUUUGCCAUCGCCGGAUCAACGCUUCUUUCCACCGACUUCUUUGGCCAUCUCAAAAGGAGUCACUCCCUCAUGUGGAAACGAAACCCAGUGAGUAUCAAGACUCAGAUAGAUUGGUUCAACAAGUUUCUUAUAGAUGUUGAAUGCAAGUCAAGGGGAGAAAAUGAAUGCAAAGUCAAUAUGAAUGACACUUUAUUCUGGAUUGGAGAGAUGGGAGGCAAUGACUAUGCUCGCAUAUAUGGAUCUCCAAUUGCCUCUCGGCUACUAACCGAGGUAGCUGUUGGUAAUAUCUGCUCAUUUCUAACGACAUUGUUGGACAAAGGAGCCAAAUAUGUAGUGAUUCAAGGGCUACCCCCAACAGGUUGUCUUCCAUUAGACAUGUCUUUGUGUCAAUUGACAGACCGUGAUCAAAUGGGUUGUUCAGCAAGUGCAAACUCCGUGAUAAGAGCUCAUAAUGAGCUUCUCCAGAAGAGGUUGAUAGAAAUUCAAAAUAAACGCAGUGAUUGUAUGAUUGUAUAUGCUGAUUACUGGAACGCUUACCAAACCAUUUUGAAUAAUCAUAAAAAGUACCAAUUCGAAGAGCCAUUCAAAGCAUGCUGUGGAGCUGGGCAAGGAGCUUUUAACUUUGAUUUGGAUACCCUUUGUGGAUCUGCUGGUUCAACAACCUGCAGAGACCCCAACAAAUACAUUAACUGGGAUGGUGUUCACCUCACGGAAGCCAUGCACCGAAACCUUGCUGAUCUCUUCUUCCACCAAGGCUACUGCAAGCCUUCAUUCGAUCAGCUGAUUCGAAAGAAGAAAGGCAUACAGUGAAGGCUUUGCUGUUUGCCUGUUUCCCUCAGGAUUUAGAUGUAGCUCCAGAAGGAUGAAUCCAAGAGCUGAAGAAUAAAUUUUCUUCAUUAUUUUUUUCUUUUUGUUUUUCUCUUGAUGUAAUUGAUAUUCAUCUACCCUCUAAAGAAUCAAAAUCCAUUUUUCUUUAUUUAUUUAGUU